Molecule: messenger RNA, 546 nt
Organism: Solea senegalensis (Senegalese sole)
Lineage: Eukaryota; Metazoa; Chordata; Actinopteri; Pleuronectiformes; Soleidae
Gene: cd59b
Product: CD59 molecule (CD59 blood group)
Exons: 3
Coding region: 123-479 (118 amino acids)
Source: RefSeq, a predicted model, not a curated record
CUGUCAGUCACUGUGGGACACACACACACACACACACACACUCACUCACACACUGUCUCUGCUGCUGCUCUGACCCGACUCCGUCCUUCCAUCUGGUUUCCCUCCACACUCAUCUCAGAGACAUGUUGCGCUGCCUCGGACUCGUCCUGCUCCUCUGCUGUGGGACAUUUCACCUGGCGUCUGCACUUCGUUGCUACAAGUGCUCGGAUUAUACCGGACGCUGUCAGAACGUCCAGGAGUGCACGUAUGAGGACUCCUGUAUAUCUCUGAGUGAAAGAGGUGGGAAGACCAUCCGUCAGUGCAUCCGCUACACGGACUGCGAUAACUCGCGUCUCACCCAGAUGUUUCCCGCCAUCUCCGGCUUCACGUACCGCUGCUGCAGCAGCAACCUGUGCAACUCCAGCAGCGCCGUCGCCAUAGCGACGCCGGUCCUGGCACUGCUGGGCUCCCUGCUGACUGUUCUGUGGUGUUGGGUGUGAAGUUUUUUGGAUCCUUACUGACAUUUUUAUUAUUAUUGUUAUGUUUAUUUUUUUAAAGUUAACAUGA